UACCCCAAAACUUCACGGGGGUCAAAGACUCGGGAACUUAGCCUGAAGUCAUCGGUCUUUUCUUUUUCUCGGCUUUCCGCUUGCAUCCCUCUAUAUGGCAAGUUCUACUAUACGCUGCAGCUCAUACUCUUUAUGGAGUAUUAAUAUUGGGGUUGUGAAAAAAUGCGGGAAGUUCCAUCAUUAAUCACCUUAUGCAUAUAUACAAUCAGAGAUGAACUCAUUCAAGGGGAUGAUGUUGAACUUUCAUCAGUCUUAUAUCAACUUCCCACAGAGUUGUUCGACCAGUUGUUGCCGCAAUUGCCUCCAUUGGCAUUGCAAAAAUUACAAGAAAGGAAACCUGAUGUCUUGAAUGAUUAUGAGCUUUUGACUGAUGGUGUUGAUAAUCAGAGAAAGCGUAAAAGAUAUCUGAAUUUUGAGGAAGAGUGGAAAACUCUCUAUGAAUUACGGUGGCCUGCUCUUGGCCGGCAGAGUAAGAAUUCCAAGAAUAAGUCAUUUGACAGCUCAGCAAAAGGAAAAGAAGCAGAGCGUGAAUCCACAGAUGAUUGGCAACAGAUGUACUGGGAAGCACAUUUGCAGAAAUGCCUGGAUACAGCAGCAGAGAUAGCUUUAUUCCCAGCUUUUCAUGGUCAGAUUAGUGAAAUAGAAGUUCCUGAUUCAAUUUUAAAUUAUAUUGAUCAUAGGGGACAUAUCGACAAAAUCACAUGUGACUACUCCAAGUUUGCUUAUCACUGCCAACAAUUCGGAUCAUAUGCCAGACACCUGAGACUGCCAAAUGUUCUGUGUGUGGAAGAAACUUGUCAUUUACUUAGAAAUGCAAGGUUGGAGAGUCUGGAAUUACAGUGGAUUAAGUCUGAUGAGCAUGUCGAGGGGUUAUGCAAACUCAUCAACCAGAACUAUCGAUCCCUAAAGUCGAUUAAAUUCAUGUAUUGCAAGUUUACAGUGGCUUCUCUUGAUGCAAUUUGCGACUUGCUAUGCAUGCUUUGUCCUCAAGCACCUGAAAUGCAACAUUUCUCAAUCAAGACAUCAAGCAUCCUAGGGAACAACAUUUCUUCUUUGCCUGCUGGACUAGUAUCUUUUAUAUCAUCAGGGAGGUCCUUGUCUUCAUUAUGCUUAUCAGACAAUCAUCUUCAUCGACAUUUUGCGAGGAUAGUUUUUGAUACCCUCCUUGAUGCUUCAUCUAGUAUUACCAUUCUGGAUCUUUCAGAAAACAAUAUUACGGGAUGGCUUUCUCAUUUUAAAUGGAAGGGCAAAAGUAUCAAAGAGCUAUCUGGGACAUACAAUUCAUUAAAGUCAUUAAAGAAACUUAAUUUAAGGAACUGCAAUCUACAGAGGGACGAUGUGGAUUGUCUCAGAUAUGCGCUAGUCCACAUUCCUAAUCUGGAGCAACUUGAUCUCAGUGACAACCCUAUCGAGGAUGAUGGAUUCAGGUGCUUGAGUACCUACUUCAAAGAGAUGUCACAAAGGUAUUUCUCCCUUGUCGAAUUGAAGUUGGAAAGUUGUGAGCUUACUUGCUCCGGAGUUUGUGAACUUCUAGAAGUUCUUUCUGCUUUGAGAAAACCACUCAGUUUUCUCUCAAUUGGAGGCAAUUAUCUUGGCAGUGAGAUAGGGACACCAUUAGGUAAGUUUCUAUGCGGAGGUAUUCAGGCUUUUGAUAUUGAAGACAUAGGACUAGGUUCUUCUGGCUUCUUGAAAGCAGGCAAAGAGUUAGUCAAGGAAUCAAAGCUCCGCUCCAUCAACAUAAGCAAGAAUCGAGGUGGAAUUGAAACUGCAAGAUUUCUGUCAAAGCUUUUCUCUCAUGCCCCAGAUCUUUCAUCAGUAAAUGCAAAAUACAACUUUAUGGCCAAAGAAUCUUUGUCAAUCCUGAGCUGCGGUGUAAAAGUUGCAAAAGGUAAACUGGAGCAUUUGGAUUUGAGAGGAAAUAUUAUAUGUGAAGAAGAACUUGCUGAUUUUUCUGAGCUGGCUGAGCUUCGAACCAGUGGAAAUUUUGUUCUGGAACUCUCUUCUUCACCAGCACAAAAUGUACCUUAUGAUGAUGAUCCUUAGUUGCUUCAGCUGUCAGGUUGAAAGCUAAGAGCAUGGAUAAUGAUCUGUCAAGUCCCCCCACCCCCCACAAAACCCCCAAUGGCAAAGACAGUGCAACACAUGGUUUGUGGUAGGCGCGUUUCACGAGUUCUGGUCUGCUAUGGGUUGACUUAGGUGUUAAGUGGAGAAAGGCAGAGGUGCGGACCCAUCAUGCGAGUUUUGAAACUGGAAACUACAAAUAUGGAGUUUAAAGAAAAAAGAUAGCGAUAUCUUUGUAACACUAAGUACUGUUCAUUCCUGAAUAUGUUGUGUUGUAUAACAGGACAUAAGACUGAUGAGUAAUAAUGACCUUAAAAAGGAGCUCAAUCAGAUUAUCCCUAGUGAAUGUGAUAUUGAGACUAAUACAUAGUGUUUCUUGUUUUGAGAGUUCCUUCUGAAUAUCACACUGUUAAAUUGUUUUGAUUAUAUAAAUUUCAGGUUUUCUUUU
Molecule: messenger RNA, 2509 nt
Organism: Nicotiana attenuata
Lineage: Eukaryota; Viridiplantae; Streptophyta; Magnoliopsida; Solanales; Solanaceae
Exons: 17
Coding region: 163-2043 (626 amino acids)
Molecular function (GO): protein binding
Source: RefSeq, a predicted model, not a curated record